Kogia breviceps (pygmy sperm whale) is the source of this 861-nucleotide messenger RNA. RefSeq names its product adaptor related protein complex 5 subunit sigma 1 (gene AP5S1). Lineage: Eukaryota; Metazoa; Chordata; Mammalia; Artiodactyla; Physeteridae. The record is from RefSeq and is a predicted model, not a curated record. Gene Ontology annotation, biological process: endosomal transport; double-strand break repair via homologous recombination. Gene Ontology annotation, cellular component: lysosome; cytosol; AP-type membrane coat adaptor complex.
CGCGCCGUGAACCCGGAGCAAGGGGCUUUUGGUCCGACGGUGAAAGUCGCCUGAGCCCGAGGUCCAGGCGUCGGAAGGCCACCCAAGCCCCGCAGCCGGAGCACAGCUCGGGAUAUGAGGCCCCUCCCACCCUGAGCGCGUCACUCUCGGGCGCGCGCCCACUACUGGCGUGCGCAACCGCCAUAUCUUCCCUUUAGCCGAGUGAAGUGGCUUGUUAGUAGAAGUCUGUGAGCACGGAGGAAAAGCAUCCAUCCCAGAGCCAUGGUCCACGUCUUCCUCAUCCACACCUUGCGGACCACGAAGGUUGAGGAGGGCCUUUGCCGAGUGCUCUACUCCUGCUUCUUUGGUACUGAGAAUUCACCCAACGACCCACAGCCACAUGGUGCUGAGAGGGACAGGCUCCUCCGAAAGGAGCAGAUUUUGGCCGUGGCCAGGCAGGUGGAGUCCAUGUGCCAGCUGCAGCAGCAGGCGUGCGGCCGGCCUGCUGUGGACCUGCAGCCCCAGUCCUCAGAUGACCCAGUGCACCUGCAUGAGUCCCCAUGUGGGGCCUUCCACCUGACGGCAGGGGACCCUUUCCAGGAGCCUCGGACAGUGGUGUGGCUAGGAGUGCUCUCAUUAGGCUUCGCCCUGGUGCUGAACGCCCACGAGAACCUGCUGCUGGCAGAGAGCACGCUUCGGCUGCUGGCCCGCCUUCUCCUUGAGCACCUCCGGCUGCUGGUCCCCACUGCCAACCUCCUGCUGCGGGCUGACUGCAUCGAGGGCAUCCUCGCCCGCUUCCUGCCUCAUGGUCAGCUGCUUUUCCUCAAUGACCAGUUUGUCCAGGGUCUGGAGAAAGAAUUCAGUGCUGCCUGGCCCCGCUGA